AUGAGCCAGACUGAACACAGUUCUCAUGACUCCUUGUCGCCAGAAGAGUGUGACAGGCUUGUGCUUUCACCCCCUCCAGUUGCUUUCGAUGCAGCGAAACUUAAGGAGUUCCUUUGUGUUAAUCGUGCUAUUUCUGCGAAGGUCAGUCUGCACUCAGUGAACAUAGCUGAAUAUUCUUCGCCUCCACCGAGGCAUGCUAGUGUUGCCUGGUCCCGUAGUGAAUUUGAUUCCAAAUUCAGGCAUUAUGAGUCAGAAUUAAAAUCGGCCGUCACCUCUGAAGCCCUUCAAGAGGUGCACUUGAAAAGAAUCUCACUGGAUCCUCAAAAAGACUCAGAGCCGGUAACUGCUUCACCAUCUCCCAUCUCGAUUUGUACCGAAGGGUCGGAGAGUGUUCUUCCGGCCUCACAGACGGCAAGUCGGCCGGUAGUUCGAGGCGGCGUUUAUGGUUGGAGGCGCUUCCUCUGUUGCGUCCCUUCUCGCGCCAAAGUACUUGAACAUUCGGAUCGUCCGCCUCUUAGAGCCAUUUUGGGACGUGAUGAGUCCAUUCACUCGAAUCUCGAAGUUCUUCCCGAAUUUUCUGCUACAAAAUUUAGCAAAUCAUCCAACUGGUCUGGCCUAUUUAAGAGACAAAAGAACUUCAGCCCUGGAUCUACUAAGGCAGCGGUUAAGCUGCGCUCAGUGCAAAAGGCGCCCCAGCUAGCAGACGAGCGUCUUAAGUCACCCGCACCCGCGCUCCUUGUGACCCGACACGAGGCCUCGGUUUCAGUGCCAUCCGAGGCCGAUCACACUCAUUGUGAAGAAAAUGGUGUGGCGGGUUACCACGUGAACUUGGAUGACCGUAUGUCCGAGUCGGUUCACUCCCAAGAUAGUCUUCGUAGUGAGGACUCUGAUCUGGAACCCGUUGAUCAGGCGAAUCCUGGUGAGAAUUUGCUAGGACAACCAUCGCCUGACUGCAUAGGGAAGAAGUGUCUUGUUCUUGAUCUUGACGAGACACUGGUGCACAGCUCUUUCAAGCCUGUGGAAAAUGCUGACUUCACCGUGACAGUAGAAGUUGAGAAUGUUCAGCACGAGGUGUCGGUUUGCAAGCGGCCACAUUUGGAGACCUUCAUCGAGACAAUUGGUCCUCUGUUUGAGAUGGUUAUGUUUACGGCAAGCCUCAGCAAGGUGGCUUACUUUUCGAUCUUUCAGUAUGCGGACCCCGUUUGCGAUCGUAUUGACCCAUCGGGCCAUUUCAAACAUCGACUUUUCCGGGAGUCAUGCGUAUGCUUAAAAAGCAACUACAUUAAACACCUCGACGUCCUGGGUCGGGACAUCGAACAAAUUUGUAUUAUAGACAACUCUCCCAUCUCCUUCUACUUUCAUCGACAAAAUGCGCUACAAAUUGUCACAUGGUUCGAUGAUCCGAAAGACACGGCAUUGCUGGAUCUCAUCCCCUACCUCAAGGGUCUGGCUGAGGCACCUAGUGUUCUUGAAUACGUCUCGCAAUUCGCACCUCCACCGAGUGCAGCUAUUGCGCAGCCUGAUCUCUCCCCAUGGCUCUUUGGCGCCUCUGGUUUGUGGGGUGGGAGCUGGAGUGGCUACAAUGACGACGAGGAAGAGGAGGAAGACGCCGAAGUUCUCCAUGAUGGCUUUCACGGCUCUCAGCAAGGAUGCCAGGAUGGUGAGAGAGGUCUUGCCUCUCCACGCGACAUUAUCGCCAUGGCGUCAAGACCUACGGGUGAGGUCGUUACGGCAACCUAG
Messenger RNA from Hydatigera taeniaeformis, 1740 nucleotides. NCBI's taxonomy places the organism in Eukaryota, Metazoa, Platyhelminthes, Cestoda, Cyclophyllidea, Taeniidae. The record is from the annotation of a GenBank genome assembly.